Molecule: messenger RNA, 6274 nt
Organism: Misgurnus anguillicaudatus (oriental weatherfish)
Lineage: Eukaryota; Metazoa; Chordata; Actinopteri; Cypriniformes; Cobitidae
Gene: enc1
Product: ectodermal-neural cortex 1
Biological process (GO): ubiquitin-dependent protein catabolic process
Cellular component (GO): Cul3-RING ubiquitin ligase complex; cytoplasm
Molecular function (GO): protein binding
Source: RefSeq, a predicted model, not a curated record
CCCUCAGCUGUUCAUUAUUCAGAGUCAGACCUGCGCGAGCGCUGGCGGCAGUGGGAGCUUGCACGGCGAUACGCGCGAGUGUGUUUUUAAAACCGUACUCCCAAAAACCUAAACUUUGUGGUUUAUCCACAAGACAUCGGACGCGGCUGCGAGAGCGUCCAGCGCCGCCAAUAUUGUGGCAUGAUCGAGGGUUAAAGCAAACAGAGCUGAAGUCCCCAUUGCUCCUGAACAGGAUUCAAUGAAAAUGUCUGUCUGCGUUCACGAGAACCGCAAGUCUCGUGCCAGCACGGGCUCCAUGAACAUCUAUCUGUUCCACAAGUCCUCAUACGCUGACAGCGUGCUGAUGCACCUGAAUGCUCUUCGGCAGCAGAGGCUCUUCACUGAUGUUAUGCUGCAUGCCGGAAACCGUUCGUUCCCAUGCCACAGGGCCGUGCUGGCUGCCUGCAGUCGAUACUUUGAGGCAAUGUUCAGCGGAGGGCUAAGAGAGAGUCAGGACAGUGAAGUGGACUUUAGGGACUCCAUUCAUCCAGAGGUGUUGGAGCUCCUACUGGACUAUGCCUACUCUUCAAGAGUGAUAAUAAAUGAGGAAAAUGCGGAGUCUCUGCUUGAGGCCGGCGACAUGCUGGAGUUUCAGGACAUCCGAGACGCUUGCGCCGAGUUCCUGGAGAAGAACCUCCACCCAUCCAACUGUCUGGGCAUGCUGCUUCUUUCAGAUGCUCACCAGUGCACCCAGCUGUUCCAACUGUCCUGGAGCAUGUGCCUCAGCAAUUUUCCUGCUAUCUGCAAGACCGAGGAGUUUCUACAGCUGCCCAAGGACAUGCUGGUCCAACUGCUGGCGCACGAGGAGCUUGAAACGGAGGAUGAGCGUCUGGUCUACGAGUCAGCCCUCAACUGGGUGAACUAUGACCUUGAAAGAAGGCACUGUCAACUCCCAGAGCUCCUGCGUACCGUGCGUCUGGCUCUCCUGCCCGCCAUCUUUCUCAUGGAGAACGUCUCCACAGAGGAGCUUAUCAACGCCCAAGCCAAAAGCAAGGAGCUGGUGGAUGAGGCCAUCCGAUGCAAACUGCGCAUCUUGCAGAACGAUGGCGUCGUCAACAGUCCGUGUGCUCGGCCCCGCAAGACCAGUCAUGCGCUUUUCCUGCUUGGCGGCCCGACGUUUAUGUGUGACAAGCUCUACCUGGUGGACCAGAAAGCCAAAGAGAUCAUUCCAAAGGCGGACAUUCCCAGCCCCCGCAAGGAGUUUAGCGCCUGCGCGAUUGGCUGCAAAGUGUAUGUGACAGGGGGUCGAGGCUCUGAGAACGGUGUGUCCAAGGACGUUUGGGUGUAUGAUACGCUUCACGAGGAAUGGUCCAAAGCAGCUCCGAUGCUGAUAGCACGUUUCGGCCACGGUUCAGCCGAGUUGCGUCACUGUCUGUAUGUUGUUGGAGGUCACACAGCUGCCACUGGCUGCCUGCCUGCAUCACCAUCUGUGUCCUUGAAGCAGGUAGAGCAGUUCGACCCAGUUGCUAACAAGUGGAACAUGGUGGCCCCGCUACGAGAGGGGGUAAGCAAUGCAGCAGUUGUCAGCGUAAAGCUCAAGUUGUUCGCCUUUGGAGGAACAAGCGUGGCCCAUGACAAGCUUCCGAAAGUUCAGUGCUACGAUCCUGCAGAAAACCGUUGGACUGUUCCAGCUUCUUGCCCGCAACCGUGGCGCUACACUGCAGCUGCCGUUCUCGGCAACCAAAUCUUUGUAAUGGGGGGCGACACCGAAUUCUCAGCCUGCUCUGCCUAUAAAUUCAGCAGUGAGACUUAUCAGUGGACUAAGGUAGGAGAUGUUACAGCAAAGCGUAUGAGCUGCCAGGCGGUGGCUUCUGGGAACAAACUGUAUGUGGUGGGUGGCUACUUUGGUACACAGCGCUGUAAAACGCUAGACUGCUACGACCCCACAUUGGACGCCUGGAACAGCAUAACUACCGUACCUUAUUCGUUAAUCCCCACUGCUUUUGUCAGCACCUGGAAGCACCUCCCAGCCUGAUGGACGCAUGCAUGUACCCCCUUGUGUGACCCUGCUGUUUUUGAGAGAGUUUCUCAUAUCCCUGUGUCGUAUCGUCUACUGGAUUCGAACUGUGAAGAAAUUCUAUAACCCUCGUGUGCAAUUUUAUGAAGAGAUCAUCUCUCCCAUAAGAGCUAAACAUUGAUGUACACAGUGUCCGAUCACAAAGCUUUUCUGCAAAAUAUUUCCUGCUUAGGAAGCGGCGUGCGUUCAUUGUCACAUCCAGUAUUUUGUGGAGUGGGCUUCACCUUGAAAACCAAAAGUACUGCAAUGCACCCAGCACAUUUUCAUCAUAACCAGCAUAAUCGUCGCACUUCUCUCCCAUAUUUGUGUAUUUUUGUAUAAUGUUGAUGCUGUGCGAGCUAAAACCGACUUGUAUGCCUGCCUCGAUUUGUGUACUGCAUGAAGGAAGACUGGAAGCUUUUCACUGGGAGAUCAGGAAUCUCGGCGCAUGAUUGCAAACAUUAGGACGGGAAGAUGAACAACUCCCUCUUUUUCUAGGACAAGUACCUCACUUUAUCAUGUGUGUUUACCUUCUCUUCUCCCACUUUUGAAAAGAUAAUCCUACUUGGAAUGACAAAGACUAAGGGACCACAUGUUAAGCUUCAGAUUAAGGUGAUCAAGAAAAAAAAAUGAUUAAGGCUUUUCUACUUGUUCUUCACGCCUCUGUACGCAGACUGAUGCUGGACUCUUCUUGCUGAACAGACCUUAGCAGCUCGGUGUGAAAAUGGACAUGGGCACAGUGUGUCCUAAUGUACACACCAGCUGUGUUUAUGUGACUAAGUGGGUGCGAGAGAGUCAUGUCCCAGCAUGUUAGUCCGAGUAAAAAUCCUUCUGACCCCACUGAGCCCCUUCCCACAACAACCUAUCGCAAACACACCCCCGCCACUGUAAACGCCUAAAAGGGAGCGAGCGUGCCCUCUGAGGACGGCGUAAAAUAACCAAUAAACAGUGUCCGUUUCGUAAGUAGAUUCUAAUGACUGACUGCCUUGAGGUACUCCUGUAUCGUGCAAGACACUUCUGCUUUGCCUGUACUAUUCUAAGCACAUACGCUCACAGUAAACGUGAACGACAGAAGGAGAGAGAGAGAAAGAGGUGAGAGUCAUUUCGUCACCUUGCAAGGGAACGCAGUCUCUAUGGCAACGUCAAUGAAAAACCUGAAUUGUAAAAUUAAAAAAGGAUGAAAAGUGCAAGAAGAAACUGGUUGUCUUAAAAUAUUUCAGUGUCUUAAUGGUCUUAAUUUAUAAUUUUUUUAUAUUGCUUUUGUUUCGAUUCAUGGUGUAUUAACAAUUGUUUUGUAUUUAUUGUUUUUCUGCUUGCGUACAUGUUUGGAUGUAUCAAAGAUGACAGGUUUUUGUAUCGCGCAUGGCCCAAAAUGCUAAUGUUCCUGCUGCUCUUUUGCACAUUAGCGUAUGGUAAUUUUGACUGAGCGGGUGGAAUCUGUAGUGGUCAGCUUGAGCUCAUCUGAUCAAAACCAGAACGGGUCUUGGGAGGUCGUAGGUUAUUGACAGGAUAAGAAUGAGCCGAAUGACGUCACAGGUUCAUAUUACCCAGGGUGCAAAGUAGGUGGAGGAGCUGUGAAGUGAGAGGCAGAAACUUGGUGGACUAGUUAGUCAGAAAUUGACUACUUAAAGGCGUAGUUCACCUAAAAAAGAAAAUUCUGUCUUUAUUUACUCUUUGUUGUUACAAACCUGCAUAAAUGUCUUUGUUUUGCUGGACACAGAGGAAGAUAUUUGUAAUCAAGCAGGAAACAGGAACACCAUUGACUUCCAUUGUAGGAAAAAAUACUAUGAAAGUCAAUAAAAUGCUCAAAAAGGGUUUGGUUACAAACAUUUCUCAAAAUAUCUUCCUUUGUGUUGAGCAGAACAAUUAAAUUUAUAUCUAGGGAAUAAUUGACGACGGGCCGCUGAAUUAUAAGAAAAUAAUGCACACCCAAUGUUAAACCGUGGGUGUGCAUUAUUUUCGAAUAAUUCAAAGGACCGGAGUCAAUUAUUCCGCUUAUACCACGGUUACCGCAAACAUUGCUCUGGUGCCUAUUUUUAAAGCAUUUGACAAGUUAGGUGUGCGGUUUACAGAAAAAUAAUCAACACUAGGGCUUUAACCAUAAAUUGCGUAUCCCAUUUAAAAAGACUUGUCUAAAAUCGAUUCUGAAUCGCAAGGGUGCGAUUUCGUGUUUCACGCGCAGCUUGUGCGUGUACUUGGUCAGUAAGAAGUCCUUAUCAAUCUAAAAUAAUUAUGAGUCAGAGUCGUUUAUAACGUGCAUUUAAAAAAGCAACACUCGUUAAACAAAAUCAAUCAAAAUUUUCUUUAUUAUCAUGAAAAUACCUGAAACAAUCUGAAGAACGGCUAUAUAAAUAUUCUUCUAGACAUUUCCUGGAAUAGCGUUUGUAAUGAGUUUCUGCACGAGAGCGCCCCCUGUCUUUGUAUGUGCCGGGAUUACACCGUAAUUCAUUAAAAUUCAUUCAUUGAGAAAACGCGCAUUUGCACGAUUAAUCGUUACAGCCCUAAUCAACACCCAUGGAACAUUUCUCAACCAAUCAGAAUAAAGCGUUCAACAGGCCCGUGGUAUAAAGUUUAUAGCAACAUGAGAGUGAGUAAAUAUGACAGAAUUUAAAUUUUUGGGUGAACUAUCCCUUUAACACUAACCACUCCCCAAGUGAUCCCAAUGCCAUGAUACCCAGUACUGAUGCACAAAAUAAAAUUUAAAGGGAUAGUUCACAAAAAACGUACUCUUAUCAUGUCCAAACUUCUUCUGUGACUUUCUACUUUCUGUGAAAUACAAAGAUGUUAAGCAGAAUAUAUGAAAGGCAUCCUAUUAAACCACACAUGCAUUUCCAGCUUACAUGGAAGUGGGUCCUAAAAAGAAGAAAAAUUAUUUCUAACCAGUAGUGUUACUUACAUAGUGAAUUUGCAGUAGACCGUUUUCAUUUUUUUUUUUUUGACCUAUCCCUUUAACUACAAACCUCUGAAACAUUACCACAGAUUGUUGUCCAUUACAAGUGGUUUUAACUAGUGCCCAGUGCUAAACACAGUCCAGUAAGGAAGCUCUGCUCGGCAUCCAUCACUCUAAACGUCCUUUGUGACUUGUAAGGAGCUUGUAAAGCUAUCUGAGGAAUUUGACAUCGGCAGCUGCUCUAAGAACAGCUGGAACCGUCACCAGCAUGUCGUAAUUAUGACUGUCCCUCGCAGUUUGAAGUAUUAUAAGCAGUAUGAGUGGCUGAAUAACACCUCCCUGGAUGAUGUAGCUACAGCCUGUGGUGUAGAAAAUGUAAUACUAUAAAAAUUAUAAUUUUUGUGUUGUUAUGAUUAAGCUGCAUCCCAAAUAACUUUUAAAAGCGAUGUCUACAUAAGGGCAAAGACACUAUGGUGCUUUUAUGGCAAUGCGAAACAUCUGUAGAGAUAGAUAUUAGUUUUAAAGCGACACAAGACGACAAAGGUUUUUGGGUUAGGUUGAAUAACACCGCUAGCAACUCGCUAUGCUGUAGCUUUUGUGUCGAGUACAAACAAACUAAAUCGCUUUACAUUUAUGGACAUUCAGAAUAUAGUGUUCUGUAUUGUUUCACUGCACAGCGACAUAGCAUGUAACAGCUAUAUAUAUUGUAAUGGCUUUCUAUUGGAAAGCCCAUAUAGAGAGCGAGCGAGAGAGAGAAAGAAAAAACAGCAAUGAGUAGUUCACAUUCCUCGCACAACCCCCCAGCAAAGUAGGAAAUUCUUGCUUACUGUGUUCCCUUUUAGCCUUUAGGGGGUCUUACACCACCUCCAUCUUUGACCUGCCACCUUCCCCCAUUCUGACCUCCAGCCAAUCAGAAAAUCCCAUUCCACCCACAGUUGCCACAGUGAUGGUCAACAAUCAUUGCCCCCCCCUUACUUCAACUGGUAAUAGUCAAGUGUUUUGUUUUUCUCUUUCUCGCUCUCUCGGACUUCUCUGCUCCUUUUUCCUCCGUCUCAAGUGAACGAUUGAAUCAGAUGUGACUCACAGGCCUGUGCGCACUGAGAACUCUUCAACGCUGUAUGCCUUCACAAACAGAUGCAUUGCUCAAAUACUGUCAAUGUUGGCUGUACUGUUGUUUUCGUGAAUGUCUUUUUUUUCUUUUCUAUAUUUGUCGUAUUAUAUUAUUGUAUUGUUAUUUUAUCUCAACCACAGCGGUUAACAUUAUUUUGUACAAGUGAUUUUUUCACAAUGUGAAAUUCAUGGCUUAAUAAAAAUAAGAGUUUUUCCUCUUGAUCGAUAUAAAAGCAUAA